Penicillium soppii is the source of this 315-nucleotide messenger RNA. RefSeq lists its product as uncharacterized. Gene Ontology annotation, cellular component: mitochondrial inner membrane peptidase complex. The record is from RefSeq and is a predicted model, not a curated record. The transcript has 2 exons. The annotation marks the transcript as partial. Lineage: Eukaryota; Fungi; Ascomycota; Eurotiomycetes; Eurotiales; Aspergillaceae.
AUGGCGCCUCUUGUCCCCGUAUUCUCCACCGAAUCCCUCCCCGAACGUGUCAAUACCGUGCGCCGCAACUUCCAAGACAAACGUCGCAAAGGCCACCAAGUGGACCUGAAGGACUGUCAGCUACUUGAGAUGACACAAUAUUCCUGCAACCCACCUCAAGAGGGAGUUCCAGAAGCUGGAAGGGUAGUGUGCAAGCCCAUAGUGCGGUUGUUCCGACGCUGCGCCGGAGGGUUAAUGGUCGAAACGACAACCUGGGAAUCACUCAGAUUGGCAGAGGAAGCAAAACAGAAGCAGGGAAAAAUUACACAGGCAACA